AUGUUCAACAUUGUAACCAGGUUUCAAUAUGCUGCUAAUCAAGCAUUGUCAUCAUCGAUAAUAAUAGCAGGAAUCGUUAUCUUAUCUUCGCUAUUACAAUUAUAUUAUAAUAAUGCAUGGUCCUUGGAAACAACCUCAAUAGGUAAUAUCAAGCCUCAAGUACUGCUUAAACACUCAUUUAACUAUGGGUCAGUCAAUCGUAAACCUAAGGAGAAUUCUAGAAUACAAUUUGAUUUAGAGACAGACUUAUCUCCCUUGUUCAAUUGGAAUACAAAGCAAUUAUUUGUUUAUUUGACAGCCGAGUAUCCAGGUAAAAGUGAGGGAUCUUCGAAUAAGAUAACAUAUUGGGAUAAGAUCAUUACUUCAAAAGAGGAUGCAGUGUUACUGUUAAAGAACCAAAAGUCAAAGUAUUCAGUAUGGGAUAUCGAACCAUCGUUCAGAGAAAGGGAGGCAAUAGUGAAGCUUGAAUGGAAUCUUCAACCGCAUAUUGGUCCAUUAGUAUUUGGCGAAACAGAUAAUAUUUCAGGCUUCAAAUUUGCCGAGUAUGUAGAUAAGAGGAAACAACAGAAAUAG
Messenger RNA from Debaryomyces fabryi, 573 nucleotides. RefSeq names its product signal peptidase complex subunit (gene SPC3). Gene Ontology annotation, cellular component: signal peptidase complex; membrane. NCBI's taxonomy places the organism in Eukaryota, Fungi, Ascomycota, Pichiomycetes, Serinales, Debaryomycetaceae. The transcript has a single exon. Gene Ontology annotation, biological process: protein targeting to ER. The record is from RefSeq and is a predicted model, not a curated record. Bases 1 to 573 code for a protein of 190 amino acids.